UGCUCGUGGCAACAGUCACUUAAGGCACGCGAAGCUUGAUUCAAAAAUCUCAUCUUACAUAAAAUUAUUCCUUAAUUCAGUAAUAUAUUGAUAUUUUGUGUUUUAUUGGGAAAUUUUUAUCUUAAAAAUGCCUGAUGCUGAUGUUUAUGGUGGAUGUGAAGGUCCUGAUGCUAUGUAUGUUAAGCUAAUUUCAUCCGACGGUCACGAAUUUAUUAUCAAACGAGAAUAUGUUCUUACAUCUGGGACAAUAAAAGCUAUGUUAAGUGGACCUGGUCAGUUUUCUGAGAAUGAAUCUAACGAAGUAAAUUUUCGUGAAAUACCAUCUCAUGUUUUGCAAAAAGUUUGCCAAUACUUUGUCUAUAAGGUACGAUAUACGAACAGUUCGUCUGAAAUUCCCGAUUUUCCUAUUGCUCCUGAAAUAUCACUGGAAUUACUUAUGGCUGCGAAUUUUCUUGAUUGCUGAAAGAAUGUUUUGAAUGAUCUUUUGAACGUGAACAUAUUCAUCAGACUUUAUCUUUGAAUUGUAUAUAUUUGUAUAAUCACAUGCAAAAAAUGCUCAUUAAAAUGCAAGCAAUUACAA
Messenger RNA from Parasteatoda tepidariorum (common house spider), 580 nucleotides. The record is from RefSeq and is a predicted model, not a curated record. NCBI's taxonomy places the organism in Eukaryota, Metazoa, Arthropoda, Arachnida, Araneae, Theridiidae.